Paramuricea clavata is the source of this 1047-nucleotide messenger RNA. The record is from the annotation of a GenBank genome assembly. NCBI's taxonomy places the organism in Eukaryota, Metazoa, Cnidaria, Anthozoa, Malacalcyonacea, Plexauridae.
UCUAAAUCCUUAGGCAUAGAGGAUAGAUUAAUAAAGAAGGAUGACGGUCAGUUACUUUGGGUUGGCGAUUUCGAAGAAUUAAAACGCUUUUCCAAGGAAGUUUUACAUCUCCCUGGAAAAUGGACAUCGCCGGGAGGUGAUGCUAAAUCAUAUUCCGACGAAAACCUCAAGCUUAAAUGGUCGGGACCGAGCAAGAAAAAGCUACUAGUUGUGAAAGACGAAAAUUCGUGUAUUUCGAAUAUCCUGAAAGAGAAAACGUCGAUGAAAACCACUGAAAAAUCUGUUUGUACCGACGAACACGUGGCCGCCAUGACAUCAACCGAAGCGACCGGAAAAUCUGAGCAUCAUGAAACAUGUGAUAAAUGUCACUCAAAAGAUACAGAAAUCUUGCAUAUGAAGAAGGAAAUAACUGAAAUAAAAACUAUUAUCAAAGAAUUGGGAAAAAAUCAACGUGAAAGUGAAUACGAAACCGAGAAAAGCUUAUCUAAAACGAAAGACGCCAUGAAAAAUAUGUCAACAUUGAAUUACAAAAUGGCGGACGAAAUUGAAUCACUUAAAACAGUGAUCGAACAAAUUACCAGCGAGAAUAAUCAAAUGAAAAUUAUUCUAGAAAUGAAACAAAAUGAAUGGAUUGAGGUAGAAAAAAACAAAGCAUCUAGUACGACCAAGUCAACAUCUGUAACAUCAACACCGAAAAGUUAUGCUGCAGUGGUCUCAAAUAGCUUUGAAAGCCUUGUAGACAAACAUACUACAAAUGAAUCGUCCAAUGAUGAUCUAAGUCAUCUAACCGAAACGUCUGUGGAAAAUGACAACUUCAAUUGUCCACCUGAGAACAUCAGUUCUCGUUCUCAAUCAACUAUCGAUCAACAAUCAAACAAGAAUGAAAGUAAUGUUGACAAUCCCAAUCCUACAAAGAAAAUUUUGAACCCACCAAAAGUACUCGUAAUUGGUGACUCCAUGGUCAAACACAUUUGCCAAGAAAAACUAUCCUAUGCAGCGAAAGCAAAGACUAUAUGCAAGUCGUAUCGAGGUGCAAGGAUCAAAGAA